UAUGACAUGGUUCCCCAAAAAAUUACCCAAAACAAAACCAAAUGCUAACAUUAGGGAAAGUUUCUGUGUUCACUGGGAAACUAUAUUUAACACAAAACCUAUUUGUGGCGUGAUCAUAACAUGGUUCCUUAAUACUUUUUAGACUAAAGGGCCUGGCUGCAAACGGUUUGGGAACAGUUUAUCCAACGUUUUCCAUAAUGUUAUGUUUUGAACGUGAAACGUUUAUAAUGAAUGACUUUCUAAAGUCAGUUAGUACACAUACAUAGUAUUAGAUUAAUGAUGAGUUCCUAUAUAAGUGCACUACAUAGGGAAUGAAGCAACAGCGUGUGCAUGUAGUGCACUAUUCUGUGUGGCAGAUAUUUGAGAUUCCUCCGUUGUCAGUAAGCUACAAAAAAAUAAAAAAAACUUCCGGGCGCGUUUAUAUGACGUGGCGCGAUUCGAUUGGUUGCUUUCAGCGCGCGACAUGGCGAAGUGAUGAGAAGUAAACAGUUUAGGCGUGUUUUCAUAUUUUUAUUUGACUAAUUAGUUGACUGUUAUUGAGUAUGUUUUGCACCAGCAUCUGCGUUUAACCGUAAACGAAAACGUUUAUUUUUAAAUAAUGUCUACGCAUCUGUUUAGUUAAUUUUUUUUUACAGAAUUCAUUCUGUGCAAAGUGCACGAGGAUGGACUGCGUUGCAACCGGAGGAAACGUCAAAGUGCUGGCCAAAGCAAUACACUCCCUUUCUAGGAUUGGAGAAGAGCUUUACUUGGAGCCCACUGAAGAUGGGCUAACGCUGCGUGCAGUGAACUCAUCCCGAUCAGCGUUUGCCUGCUUCCUGAUGUCUCCGCUUUUCUUCCAGAGGUACCAGGCUCCUCCAGACCAAGCCUUCCGCUGCAAAAUGCCCAUCAAGAGUGUACAGACAGUGUUCAGGUCUCUCUCGUCUCUCGAGCGCUCUGUGGAGAAGUGCCGAAUUGAGAUGAACAAUCAGAAGAGUCGUCUGAGAAUCACGCUGCAUUGCAAACAUGGGCUUUUAAAGACACACAACUUGUCCUUUCAGGACUGUGAGUGCUUGCAAGCAGUGUUUGACAAGGACAACUGCACCAACAUGCUCCGAGCCCAACCCAGGUUGUGGGUGGAUACAGUUCUGCAUUUCCCACCCUCUCUGGAGGAAGUGUGUGUAUCAGUGAGCAGCGAUCGAGUUUGGCUCAGGAACCACGUGGAAGAUGAUGCAGACUCAUCAAAAGCCAUGAUGACAGAGUUGUGUUUGAGCUCAGAAGAGUUUGAUCACUUCAUUAUUGGAUCUCAGACCAGCAUCACCUUCUGCCUCAAAGAGCUCAGGGGUUUGUUGGUUUUUGCUGAGACAGCAGGUCUUCCUAUCUCCAUGUACUUUGAUGAGCCUGGCAGCCCCGUUGUCCUGAGUGUGUCUGACAGCGUCUUAGACGCGAACUUCGUCCUCGCUACUCUCUCGGAAGACGCACACCAACGCAACAACAACAAAGCCAACAGACCCCGAGCCGAACUCCCACCCGAUGACUUUAUGUGCGAUGACAUUGACUCGUACCUCAUCGCCAUGGAGACCAGUGACCUCGCUGGGCCGUCCUACGAACCUCAGCCUCAAACUUCCUCCUCCAAUCACAAAAGCCGACUGCUGAGCGACGAGGAAGACGACGAGGAGAAGGAGAAGGAGGAGGAGGAGUCAGGGGAGGGACCGCCCAAUAAAAAGUUCUGCUCGCUUUUCUUUGGCUCUGUGCUGCCGGCUUCCUCUCGACCGACCAACCAGACAAUGCAGAGCCAGGAAGUGCUGGCCAGCGACAGCGAGGACGAGAGACAGUCGGAAUGAACGCUGCAGCAGUGAUGCAACAGGAAACCGUGAGCGAAAGGAGAAAAGACGGAAGGACGAGUUACACCAAGAAAGCUCAUCCCGCACGGAACGUCCUUUUAUUUUAUUGUUGUUUCAGUUCCUUUAAGUUCAGUGUUCUUUUUUUUAAAAAGUCGAAUCAGUGAUGAAGCGGUCAAAACAAGACUAAAACUUAAGGUGUGUCAAGAAUAGACAAUGUCAUCUCUGCUAAUCGAAGUCUUCUGAAAUUUCAUGCCUGACCUUGCAACAGUCAUUAAUGGCCAAUUGAAACAAAUGAGAGACCUGUAAUUGUCUUUACAUGGCUGAUUUUAUUUCGUAAACCAUCCAGUCAUUACCACUAAGGCAUGGGGCUACAUUCUGAUAUAGGAAAUCACAACAUUUACAAAAUAGCAAGGAAAUUUCAUUAAAGGAAACUUUCUAUGUUGCUGGAUUCUUAAUGAUUGGUCAGAUAGGGUGUUGAUUCAUUUUCUAUAACAGCAGCCCAGACAGUAGUUCUGACUCUUAACUCAAAUCACAGGUUUGUAUGAAUUCGUUCCUCCUAAUAGGUUUUAACAGUAAUACGUACUCGUUCACACGGAUAUGUACGGCGGACGCUUCACACAGUCUAAGACUGAUGAUAAAUGGAUUCAAAUUGUGUUAACGAAGAAGAACAUUGUUUAUGUUGUGAAGCUUUCUGUAAGGAGAUGUUUAUUUUACAUUUAUGGAAGGAGUCUCCAGUGUCGGCGCUUAAUGUUUUUCCUCUGGUGAAAGUGUUCAAGACGGAGGACUUUAAGGUAUUUGGUUUCUCAGUAACGUUUUUUUUUUGUCAUAUUAAUUUAGAGAGAGGAAUAUGAGCAUAGAUAUGAAACAACUGUACAUUAAUUAUAAACAUAAAAAGCACAAUGUUUUAUUCAUUACAUAUUGACACGAGUUUGCUGUGGUGUAAGUGGAAUAAAAACAUUUGGGAAUUUGGUGUUGAAGACGAAUAAUCCACACCACCCCAGUGUUUUCCUGUAACCGCAUGCAAGGCCUGUGAG
Molecule: messenger RNA, 2854 nt
Organism: Ictalurus furcatus (blue catfish)
Lineage: Eukaryota; Metazoa; Chordata; Actinopteri; Siluriformes; Ictaluridae
Gene: rad9a
Product: RAD9 checkpoint clamp component A
Exons: 11
Coding region: 663-1820 (385 amino acids)
Biological process (GO): cellular response to ionizing radiation; DNA repair; mitotic intra-S DNA damage checkpoint signaling
Cellular component (GO): checkpoint clamp complex
Source: RefSeq, a predicted model, not a curated record